UCAGUGUCGCGACAACCACUUACCACAACACUUAAAAAUAUUGAAGCUAUGUACACUAGCUGAUGGUAACUAUUUGUAUUACUAAAAUUAGGGUCUAAUAUAUAAUACAUUUAUACAUACAUUAUAUGUAGCUAGUUGUUUCCAUAUCUCUUGUAUAACUUUAUACAUGUUAGUUCACUUUGGGAAAUGAUCUCCAAAGAUUUUGGGAUUCAGCUUUUCAUUUUGAUUAUGGGAAUGACUUUUUCUGAUUCCUUCAUCUUAGAGUGUCCUCCUGUAAAGGAAGGUGCAGUGGUAAAAGUCAAAGCAUAUUUUCCAGGAAAUCAUUCUCUUUUUAAAAAUGGUGAAUCAGCACUUUUCUUUUACAGAAAUAAAAGACAAAUAGGUAAUUGUGAGCUCAAUUCAAGAAAUAUCUGUCAAAAUGAAUACAAUAAUCCCAAUAUCAAAUUAACACAAAUUUAUACUGCUGGCCAAUACAUCUUUACAUUAACAUCAAGCAGUAACACAAGCUGGAGGAACACGUCAACCAGUACAUUAUCUGGUGAAACAUGGAGAGUGCGAUUAGGAAAAACAGAAAUCAAUAAAACAUGUGACAUUCAAGUCUAUGCUAUUUUUGACAAGCCAGAAUGUUUCCCUCACAUUUCAAUGGAGCAUUUUAUUUUAACAUGCUUUCUAAGAAAAGUAUUCCCCAAGGCGUUAUGUGUAUUCCAUAUUACACUGAAUAAUACUCAUAUUUUAAAAGGAAGUGUAUCCUAUAACCACGAGGAGAUUGAUGGCGGAGGCUAUUACACAACAUCCUGCACAUUUCAAGCUUCGACUAGUAUAGAAAACGAAACAUAUCAGAUCAGUGUGACUAUGUACCCCAACAUCACUGGUACAGUCAGUGAUAGAAAGUAUGGACAAAGUUUCACUUUUUUUUUUCCAGGUAAUUUUUAGUGUAUCUUGAGAAUAAAUACAACAAAUGGCAUCUUCUAUGUCACUAGAUCAACAAUUUUAUGUUAUAUUUGUUUCGUUGUGUCUAACAUGUUGUAAUGUGGUUCAUUUUAAGGAUUGUUGGAAAUGAAAAAAGAUCAACAGUGUUGUAUUGUCUGAUGUGAGAACGAGAUAUUUAGUAUUCAGUCAUUAAUUUACUACUUAACAUUUGGUUAUAAGCGUGAUGCACGAGAAAGUUUGACUAAAGUAUCUUAGUUGAAAUCUUCAAUAAUCAUUAAGUACAAGAGGGUUAAACAUAUAACUAAAGUUUAAAAUAAUAUUUUCUCUUUAUUUGGUCCACCAGUAGUAUAAAAAAAA
This is a messenger RNA of Biomphalaria glabrata, 1287 nucleotides long. RefSeq lists its product as uncharacterized. NCBI's taxonomy places the organism in Eukaryota, Metazoa, Mollusca, Gastropoda, Planorbidae. The transcript is spliced from 4 exons. Bases 187 to 933 code for a protein of 248 amino acids. The record is from RefSeq and is a predicted model, not a curated record.